AUGGCCUCUCUCAUGCGCCAGUCUUGCCUCUCUGCCCUCCGGACGCCCUUGGCGACCCGGAAUGCCGUGGGCAUCUCCCAGGUUGUGGCUUUCCAUGCCUCCGCCAGGAAGCAGAUUCUGCCUCCUCUUCCUCAGACCAUCCAGGGAACAAUGAACGACGCUGCUCCCAUCCCCACCCCCCACCCUUCCGAGGGUAGCUACCACUGGACUUUUGAGAGACUGGUGACCGUUGGUCUGAUCCCUCUCACCAUUGCUCCCUUCGCUGCUGGAUCCCUCAACCCCGUUAUGGAUGCUGUGCUCUGCUCGCUCCUUGUCGUCCACUCUCACGUCGGAUUCCAGGCCUCUAUCAUUGAUUACUUCCCCGAGCGCCGUGUCCCCAAGACCCGUACGUUCCUCAACUGGGUCCUGCGUGCCUUUACCCUUACCACCGCUGUUGGUCUGUACGAGUUUGAGACAAACGACGUGGGUGUGACAGAAGCUAUUAAGCGGGUCUGGAAGGCAUAG
Molecule: messenger RNA, 504 nt
Organism: Aspergillus ochraceoroseus IBT 24754
Lineage: Eukaryota; Fungi; Ascomycota; Eurotiomycetes; Eurotiales; Aspergillaceae
Product: CybS family protein
Exons: 5
Coding region: 1-504 (167 amino acids)
Biological process (GO): tricarboxylic acid cycle; mitochondrial electron transport, succinate to ubiquinone
Cellular component (GO): mitochondrial envelope; membrane
Molecular function (GO): ubiquinone binding; heme binding
Source: RefSeq, a predicted model, not a curated record